Xiphias gladius (swordfish) is the source of this 1796-nucleotide messenger RNA. RefSeq names its product laminin subunit alpha-5. The record is from RefSeq and is a predicted model, not a curated record. Bases 170 to 1048 code for a protein of 292 amino acids. NCBI's taxonomy places the organism in Eukaryota, Metazoa, Chordata, Actinopteri, Istiophoriformes, Xiphiidae. The transcript is spliced from 9 exons.
CAUGAUGUGUAUUUUCGUCAUAUGACACCGACGAGUGGACUGGUCCCCGCCGCGAGCGAGCUCCCCCGACGUCCCCCUGCGAAAACAAAGGCGAACUCCCACCACUUGUCAGGGAUGAGACGGUGUAGACCGACAUUGUCUGGCGGCCGUGCGAGAUAAUAUCCGGAGGAUGGAGCGUCGGGGACUUCUGCCCGCGAUAGCCGCCGCGUGUUUCAUAGGCCUGGUGGGGAGCCAGACCACACUCACUCCUGCUGUGAUUAACACCACUCUCAUCGAGAAUGUGACCAGUCUGACUCUAACUCCCGUGAUUCUCAGCAGCACCACCCCGGGCUGCUUUGCAUUCAACACUUCAACUUGUGAGCCUUGUGCGCCGGGAUCGCAAUACGACAACAGCACCCUCCUGUGUGUGUGUUGUUCUGACCCCGGGCUGUGUCUAUUUCCUGGGGCUUGUCUGGCAUGCACCAAAGGUUUCUAUCAGCCACUCGCUGGACAGCAGCAGUGUCUGCCCUGCAACCAGGGCUUCUACACAAAUUUCACUGGAAGUCCGUUAUGUCACCCCUGUCCUCGAGGAUCCUUCAAUAAUAAAACUGGUGAAGAGAGUUGCACAAGAUGUUCACCAGGUUUCUUUUCAUCACAGCAGAGUUCCACUUCAUGCACACCAUGUGGACUAGGAAGUUUUUGCAACUCCUCUGGUUGUACAGAGUGCCAGAUGUGUCCUGGAGGAGCAGAGGCUCUACAGGCCGCUGCUAAAGGCUGCACACCAUGUCGGCCAGGCAUGCACAAGGCUCGCCAUCAGACUAUGUGUCAAAUCUGUGGCAGUGGCUUCUUUCAGAUCCACUGGGGCCAGGAAAACUGUGACGUUUGCCCAGAGAAUCACUACUGCCCUAGUCCAGAUGUGAACCCCAUUCUGUGUCCAAGUGAUGCCUUUUGUCCAGAGGGCAGCUUGGCUCCAGGCUACUGCAUGGAGACCUUCUUCCGCAAAGCAGGGGACACUUGUGAAUUGGCUCCUGUCACUAUUGCUCUAUUAGUUAUUGGAGGUGGAGCUUAAUGGGACAGAGCUUGUUUUUUUCAAUCAUAAAAGGAAACAAACAGUGAUGAGACAAACGAAAUGUGCAGUGGAACUAGAAAAAAGCUGAGCUACUCUCCACUCUUGACCUGACAAUGGACGAUUAAAAAAGGACUGUAAAACAGGAUAACCAUUGUGGGCUAUAUAAAUGUAAAUGAACCUUGUUAAUUCAGACUUCACUUUUGUGAAUAAAAGCUGUCACCAAAUAGAAAAGUUUUAUCGUCAAGUUACAUCGUUUUUCCUUUGUUCUUUUUUUUAUGCUUAAUAUUAUUAUUAGUAGUAUGUUUUUAAAUUGAUAAUAAGCUCAUUUCAUAUAUAAGUAAGUAUUGUUCUGGGAAUGUAGUUAUUGUCAGUGAUAUAUAACACUUUGAUUUUCUGAGAGACUUUUUAUCCAAUAAGUAAUUUGGUCAUUUGGCCUCAUGGAAACAGUAACUCUUUUCUUUUUGCACAAUGGAAACAGAUUAUGUUCCUGCCCUUACACUGAGACCACAUUAUUCACAAACAAGACAUAAUGAAACAAAAUAAGAAUCAUGCUCAUGUAUCAAUGCGUUCUUUGUGUCUGUCUAUUAAGCCCUACUGUGGAUGGUCAUUUUGUGUAACAUUUUUGGUUUUCCUCCCUUCCUUUUCCAGUGGCUUUACUCUUUAUCAUUUUAAUGGUUCUGCGUCGACGGAGAGACACUGAUGGAGAGCUGACUUUAGCCCGAGCUCCCUUAUUAAGAAAAGAGCGACC